Equus caballus (horse) is the source of this 1343-nucleotide messenger RNA. RefSeq names its product late endosomal/lysosomal adaptor, MAPK and MTOR activator 3 (gene LAMTOR3). The record is from RefSeq and is a predicted model, not a curated record. NCBI's taxonomy places the organism in Eukaryota, Metazoa, Chordata, Mammalia, Perissodactyla, Equidae. Gene Ontology annotation, biological process: positive regulation of TOR signaling; cellular response to amino acid stimulus. Gene Ontology annotation, cellular component: Ragulator complex.
UGUAGGCCGGCGGAGGUCACGAGUCAUGUGACGACGGCUUUCUGAGCAGCCUGUCUUUGAAGCUGUCCCCGAAGUGACAGCUGAGAGGCCCGGGCAGCCUAGAAACCCGGGUCGCUGGAGCCACCUAGCCCGGUGUCCAGGCCUGGGCCGCAGGAGCGCGGGCAGUGAGGCGGAGGCGAGCGGACGACCCUUCGCCCCUCCUUUGGGCCCAGACCCUGCGGGCAGAGGGGCAGUGGCUGAGGCGUGGAGCUUGAUCCUGCGGGAGAGAGGGGCUCGUCAUGGCGGAUGAUCUAAAGCGAUUCCUGUAUAAAAAAUUACCAAGUGUUGAAGGGCUUCAUGCUAUUGUUGUGUCAGAUAGAGAUGGAGUGCCUGUCAUUAAAGUGGCCAAUGAUAAUGCUCCCGAGCAUGCUUUGAGACCUGGUUUCUUAUCUACUUUUGCCCUUGCAACAGACCAAGGGAGCAAACUUGGACUUUCAAAAAAUAAAAGUAUCAUCUGUUACUAUAACACCUACCAGGUGGUUCAAUUCAAUCGUUUACCUUUGGUGGUGAGUUUCAUAGCCAGCAGCAAUGCCAAUACAGGACUAAUUGUCAGCCUAGAAAAGGAACUUGCUCCAUUAUUUGAAGAAUUGAGACAAGUUGUGGAAGUUUCUUAAUCUGCCAGCAGUUUCGAUGUAUACCCUGUCUUCAUUAUAACAGACACAAUAGCAAUCCAGCCAUCUGUAGACCACAACAGUGCUUUUAUCCGUGUACUCAAGAAAGGGUCCCCUUUUCCACCUUACACUAAAGAAGGAACCUAUAGAUAUAAUGUCUGGACAGAUUAUCUUUUCUUGUGUAGGGCCUUUUCUUAUUUAGUGAGAUCUGGGGAUACCACAGAAAUGGUUCAGUCUCUCACAGCUCCCAUGGAGCUAGUCCAGUCACCAAAUACAGAGGAGAUUCUGUCCGUGCGUCAGAAUCAAAAUGUUACCUUGAUCCACUUGAACCACUAAGUGCUCCCUCUUGUACAAUACACCCAGGCCUGCAGAAUGUGGCAAACCCUUUUUAUUGUGAAUAAUAAUGAGGACAUAUUUUUCUUCAUAUUGUUUUAUUUCUUUGCUUUGAGUAUAAGGAAGAUAAAAUGGCUUAGUAAAAGUAAUAAAAUCAGUACAAUCACUAACUUUCCUAUGUAUAUAUUAUUUUGCAGUAUAGAUGAAUAUUACUAAUUGAUUCUUCUCAGAGGGUGCUGCUCUUUAAUGAACAUGAAAAUGAUAGCUAAUGGUUUUUUACCCCAGUCUGCUUUCUGUAACCAAUCAGUGUUUUAAUGUUUAUGUGUUCUUUAUAAAAUUUAGAUGUGAUUCAUUAUGAAA